Messenger RNA from Trachymyrmex cornetzi, 405 nucleotides. RefSeq names its product fatty acid synthase-like. Gene Ontology annotation, biological process: fatty acid biosynthetic process. The transcript has 3 exons. The coding region runs from base 64 to 405 and encodes 113 amino acids. Gene Ontology annotation, molecular function: fatty acid synthase activity. The record is from RefSeq and is a predicted model, not a curated record. NCBI's taxonomy places the organism in Eukaryota, Metazoa, Arthropoda, Insecta, Hymenoptera, Formicidae.
GAAACUGGCCUUGUUCCACCAAAUAUCAAUUAUGCAUCGCCAAGAAAAGAUAUAGAUGCUUUGAUGAAUGGAACUAUUCGUGUCAUCCAAGAACCAAUGCCACUUCAAAAUGGUUACAUAGGAAUUAAUAAUUUCGGUUUUGGGGGAUCCAACGCUCAUAUGUUAUUAAAGUGGAAUCCUAAACAGAAAAUUAAUAAUGGAGCACCGAAUGAUGAUUUACCUAGACUUGUAAUAUUAUCUGGACGCACUGAAGAAUCAGUAAAGUUGUUUUUAAACGAUAUUGCUAAGCGUCCGAUAGAUGUGGAGUAUAUCCGUUUAUUACAUGACAUCUAUGCAGAAAAUAUAAAUGGUCAUCCAUGGAGAGGAUAUAACACUGAUAUGAUGUUGGUAAUACAUAUGGGUUAA